This is a messenger RNA of Myotis brandtii (Brandt's bat), 382 nucleotides long. Its product is annotated as keratin-associated protein 9-2-like. Lineage: Eukaryota; Metazoa; Chordata; Mammalia; Chiroptera; Vespertilionidae. The record is from RefSeq and is a predicted model, not a curated record. The transcript has a single exon. Bases 1 to 357 code for a protein of 118 amino acids.
AUGAGCUGCUCCUCUUGCUGCCAGCCCACCUGCUACAGGACCACAUGCAGAACCACCUGCUGGAGACCCACCUGCUGUGGGUCUAGCUGUUGUGGGUCCUGCUGCUGCCAGCCUUGCUGCCGCCCUUGCUGUGUGAGCAGCUGCUGCCAGCCUUGCUGCUGUAGCACUCCCUGCUGCCAGCCCAGCUGCUGUGGGUCCAGCUGUGGCGGGUCCUGCUGCUGCUCACCCUGCUGCCAGCAAGUUUGUUGCUGUCCCGUGAAUGUCUGCAGAACCUGCUACCGCCCCACCUGCUGCUGCGUGCCUGGGUGCAUAAGCUAUGGCUGCGGAUCCAGCUGUGGCCAGUCCUGCUGCUGCUGAUCACCUUGCCAGACAACCACCAUCU